UCUUCCUCCAUUUUCUUAAAUAGUAAAGACAGAUUUGUGAUGCCAGGACAUACAAAACAGAGUCGGAAACGGCGAACUUAUCGAGAUUAUUCUUAUGAGGAUGAAAAACGUAUACGUGAAGAGAAUCGCAGCAAACUUAAAUGUGAUCGUGAGGAGCGCGCUAGACGACGAUCACGCAACAGAAAUGACCAAUACUAUCAAAUGGAUAUUGAGAAGGCUUGUGACAUAUCAAAGAAUGGCCCACAGAAGAACAGCACUGCUUCCUCAUCCAAUGCCAGCAAACGGAUAUCUCCUCCUAAGAAAAAGUCAAAAGUAAGCAAUCGAAAUACAAAAACUAGCAAUAGUCAACAACAAUUAUCUACCGCUCAAUCAUCUUCAGUGGCCGUUGUUAUUCCAUCAACUGUCCAUACUAAACCACAACAAGUAGUAGUCCCGCAACCAAUUAUUCCGCCUCCAAUACAUGAUGACAAAGAAGGACAUUUAAUUUAUUAUAAUGGACAAGUUAUCGAUUCUCGAUUUGAAAUUGUUAAGACACUUGGUGAAGGAACAUUUGGAAAAGUUGUGCAAGUCAAAGACUUAUGCCGUACUGAUUCUGUUAAAUCUGCACCAAAAGCUUUAAAAAUCAUCAAAAAUGUUUCAAAAUAUAGAGAUGCUGCUAGACUUGAAAUUAAUGUUCUUAGAAAGCUUAGAGAAAAAGACCCAGAAGGAAAUCAUUUGGUUAUUCAAUUACUCGACAGUUUUGAUUAUCACGGACAUAUGUGUUUGUUGUUUGAUUUGUUGGGUCUGAGUGUUUUUGAUUUUAUGUUAAUUCACGCUGUUAAAUUUCUUCACGACAAUCGUUUAACACAUACAGAUUUAAAACCUGAGAAUAUUCUUUUCGUCUCUAGUGAUUUUGUGACAAUGGUAAAUGGAGAAGAUGGAAGGCGUACACGAAAACCUGAUGCAACUGUUCGGCUAAUUGAUCUCGGCUCGGCUACAUUUGAUCAUGAGCAUCAUUCAACAAUUGUUUCUACUCGUCAUUAUAGAGCACCCGAAGUUAUUUUAGAGCUCGGUUGGGCCCAACCUUGCGAUGUGUGGUCAAUAGGGUGUAUUAUGUUUGAGCUUUAUACAGGACAGACACUUUUCCAAACACAUGAUAAUCGCGAACAUUUGGCUAUGAUGGAAAGAAUUCUUGGAAAAAUACCUUACAGAAUGGGGCAUAAAACAAAAACAAAAUAUUUUUAUCAUGGCCGUUUAGAAUGGGAUGAUCGGACGUCGGGCGGCCAGUACGUGCGGGAUCAUUGCAAACCUUUAAUUCGUUAUAUGCAGUCUAAUUCAGACGCUCAUCAGCACUUGUUUAACUUGAUUCACCGAAUGCUUGAAUAUGAACCAAAUUCUCGUAUCCAAUUAAGUGAUGCUCUUCGCCAUAUUUAUUUUAGUCGACUAGAACCAGCUCAACGUGCAAGUGUUGAUGGGGGAAAGUUAAAUGAUUUUGUAAAUGGUGAUCUGUCUAAUAAAAGUGUUGCUUCUUCAUCUUCAAUACGAGAUUGA
This is a messenger RNA of Meloidogyne enterolobii, 1530 nucleotides long. The record is from the annotation of a GenBank genome assembly. NCBI's taxonomy places the organism in Eukaryota, Metazoa, Nematoda, Chromadorea, Rhabditida, Meloidogynidae.